AUGGAUGAUGAUUUUGUUCCUGGUACAUUUUCCGGUGUCCCUUUAAAUGGCCCAUCGGAGGUAGCGCAUUGUUCUUGGUCACAUGAUGGAACUUACCUUGCAAUCGGGUUUUGCUACUUGGAAAGAGUAGAGAUCUGGAAUCCUUUUACCGCUGAGCGUAUAUCGACACUCUGGGGCAGUAUACGCGGCCAUGGAGGAGUCGAUAUUUCUUGGCGGCAUGAUGGAGCUCGGCUUGCAGUAUUAUAUAAUACUGGGGUGAUCAGGAUCUGGGAUCCUUUGGGUGGCCAAUGUGUCUCGACCUUUAUAGAAGAAGACUCAUGGACCUUUGUGGAUCUAUAUCGACUUCACGAGACUCAAAGAAAUCCAAUAUCUUGGUCCCCUGAUGGGAGCUGGCUGGUGUCUCCGUCAAGGAGCUACGGAGUAAAGGUCUGGGAGCUCAAAUCCGGCACAUGUAGAUAUGUUGUCAAAGCAGACAAACUCGGCCUUUCGGAUCGAAUGGGGAUGCAGUCGCCCGCUGCUUGGCCUUCCCAUAAAAACCUGCUUGCGUUUGGAGCUUCAGACUUCUUUGUAAUUUGGGACCCAAGUACCAACAUGAUAAUAUGUUCCGAUGUUCCAACAGAAUUUGUGGUUCUGAGUCGGUUCACGGACUGUGCUGUUGCUUGGCCAGAAAACGAAUCUGAAGAUCGGGUGGCAUCAACGCAUGGAUCCGCAAUAAAGAUAUGGAAUCCCCGGACUGGCCAAUGUGAGGCGACUCUCGAGAAAGGCAGAUUCCAUGUCAACUGUAUUGCUUGGUCUCAUGAUGAAAUCCUUGCUUCCGCCUCAACUGACGGCAAGAUAAGAAUCUGGAGGCCGGCGACGGCGCAAUGUGUAGCAACGCUGACUGGACAUAAUGAACCUGUCCAGGAUUUAUUUUGGCUAAGAGGCGGAAAUCAACUGCUCUCCAAUUCAGAAGAUCACACAGCGAAGAUUUGGGAUUAUAGGCAUCAAAAAGCUUCAGGUUUCACCCCAGGCGGUAGCUGCAAGUCCACAGCUUUCUUGUCGCCCGAUGAGAAACGAAUAGCGUCUUUUCAGGUCUGGAACGAUUGUGUUCUCAGGAUACUGGAUGCAGUCAACGGCCAAUGUAUGACUACCAUGACACUGGACAAGCCAUUGCAUAGUUACUACCUUGCAUGGUCAAAUCAUCUUCCCUGGCUUGCAUGCCUGCUGGAUGGGUCAAAAGGGGUGGCGCGUGUUUUCUUCUGGUCACAUAGUGGGACGAAAAUUGCAGUAAGCACUGCUGAUGGAACUCCCAAGAUAUUGGACUUGUUUACUAGGAAUGUGCUGGCUCUCGAGCUUGAUGUAACGCCUGCUGAAUAUGCGGGGUUGCAUACUGAUCUUAGUUGGUCACGAGACGAGACUAUGAUUGCUUUAUUAGUGGCACGACACUCCCUAUAUUCAUCUCUCAGCGAAACGCCGUGUGUGAUCAAAAUUUGGGGAUUUCUGCAAGGAGAGUGGCUAUGGUCAUACACAGUGCCUGCCAGGUCAAGGAAAAUUGUCUGGUCAUCCCAAGGAAAGCACCUCGCACUCCAUAGCUUUCACAAAUUGUGGAUCAUGGAAGUGGGAGGCAAGAAGCGUGUGCAGCUGAGUGUCAAUUGGAUUAAUUCUGUGUCUUGGUCCUAUGACGACACAAGACUUGCUGUGCUUUCAGACAAGUUUGUACAAAUCUUGGAUACUGCGACAGGACAUUGGAUAGCAAUGCUUGCACUUCAAGUCCGUCCUCAUUCCCAGCUGCAGUUUGAUAUAUUAGAUUCGACCAUUUUACAUACUAAGUUUUGCACAGUGAAACUUCAGCCGUCGCAAGGCAUGAGCAACACAAAAAACCCUAGAGUGUUGGAGCCAUCGACAUGUCAAGUAGGAUAUGGUCUGAAGCACGAUCAAUCCUGGAUCACUUUCGAUGGGCAAGAUAUCCUUUGGAUACCCCCAGAAUAUCGGCUACAGGAUUCAGAGGCAACUUUUUCAGGAAAUCUAGCGAUAAUCAGCGAUCGUGUAGGACGAGUUUCGGUCCUUCGCUUCACAGAAGCAAACCCUUUCUCCUCGCAAGUCGUGGGUCAUUGA
Molecule: messenger RNA, 2094 nt
Organism: Penicillium chermesinum
Lineage: Eukaryota; Fungi; Ascomycota; Eurotiomycetes; Eurotiales; Aspergillaceae
Product: WD40 repeat domain-containing protein
Exons: 2
Coding region: 1-2094 (697 amino acids)
Molecular function (GO): protein binding
Source: RefSeq, a predicted model, not a curated record